Molecule: messenger RNA, 3340 nt
Organism: Dermacentor silvarum
Lineage: Eukaryota; Metazoa; Arthropoda; Arachnida; Ixodida; Ixodidae
Product: RING finger protein 151
Exons: 5
Coding region: 201-1130 (309 amino acids)
Biological process (GO): tumor necrosis factor-mediated signaling pathway; positive regulation of JNK cascade; protein K63-linked ubiquitination
Cellular component (GO): plasma membrane signaling receptor complex
Molecular function (GO): zinc ion binding
Source: RefSeq, a predicted model, not a curated record
GAAGCUCUAUGGAUUGCUUUUUCUCUUUCUCUCUCUCAUCCACUCUCACUGAGUUUUCAAAAGAAGCAAGCCAGCAGACAGGUGGAGGGAAGCGAAGGUUAGCGUACCUUCGUGCUGCCAUCGCAUCAGUUUGCCGGGUAACCUCACAGCUGCAGGCGCCUUCGUUCGGCGGGCUUUUCCGGGCCUCCUGACUUCGAAGAAUGGCUCGCCGCAGGUCGUCGUCCUCUGCGUCAUCCAUGCACUGCACAGUCCCAGAGCUGACACUAGAAGACUAUGACCCCAGGCCUGAUGAGGAGCUGAUCUGCGUCAUCUGCCAUUCGGUGCUGAGUGAGCCCGUCGAGUGCCACUGCCGCCACGUCUUCUGCCGCCGCUGCAUCUCCGAGUGGGUCCGCAAAAACAACAGCUGCCCCGUGUGCCGCAAGCGAGCCAUCUCGGCCUUUAUGCCUGCCCUGCCUCUGAUACAAAACAUGGUCAACCGUCUGAAGGUGAAGUGCCGAAAUUCUGGCUGCAAUGCCCGUGUUCCUGCAGAAAGUUUUGCGAAUCAUGUGAGUUCCUGUGAGUUUCACGAAGUGAGCUGUCCGCACGAGGCAUGCGAGCACCGGUGCCCGCGUCGUGCGCUGGAGUCUCAUGUGAAGCAGUGCCCACUUCGCGAAGUCACGUGCGAACAAGGCUGUGGACUUGUGCUCACACGUGACCGUCUCAAGACCCACAGCUGCGUGGAUGAACUCAAGCGUAAGCUAGAUGAUGCCACAUCUGAGCGCGACGAUUGGAAACGGAGGGCUGAGGACACAACACAAGCCCUGAACAGGCUUCGUGACACAUUGCGCCGAUUGGGGGACAGUGUGGAGGGCCUGCAGAACAGUCUCGGUGAUCUUGGAACUCGGCUUCGGUGUGCCGAGACUAUGGCAGCAUCGGGCCAGCGUGGUCACCGGCCAACAUCGACACUGCGGACAGGCCGCAUCACACAUGAUGGCUUUGUGAGCAGCAGCAGCUUAUAUCCGGGCGUUCUCUUUGGUACACGGACAGCUCAACUCCUGGAAGAGAUUGAAAGCGAUUCAGACCGCAGCUGGAGUCCGCACUCGGAUGGUUCGCACGAGUCUCUUGAGAUCUUCGUUGAUUUUAACAACUGAACAGUGCAUUCUUAGCAGCUUAGCUUAGAAGCUGCUUACACUUUGUGCUUAUGAGUUUUAGAAAUUUUAGUUUUUUUAAGCUUCCGCAAUAGUCCUUGUCAGUUUUUCUUGCUGAUUUGUAGUCACCACGUUGUCCCCCCCCCCCCCCCUUUUUUUUUGUUCUGUGUUGUUUUUCUGUUAUCAACAACCAUAAUUGCAUUUUCACAGGGUACUCAGAAUCAACAAGUCAUAUAAGCACUUGCUUGCAAUGUAGCAUGCAGUCUCAUAUAAGUUAGGUAAAAGGCCUUGUGUAUUGAUGUAUAUUCGUCAUUAGUCAAGGAAAGUAGUGCCACUUGCCUUUGUUGAAGGUUUCAGCAACAGUUCUUUCGUACUGAGGGUUUCUGUUCUUGUUCGACACCCUGACCAUACAGCUGCGAAAAGAGAUUAAAAGAAAUUCUGGCCACAUCUGGGGUUCGGACUUUGGCAGUUUUCGCAAAUUACAAAAAUGUAGAACUCUUCAUUCGUUUUAGCAGAAGAGGUGGAAAACAUGGUAGUUGCAAAUGUAUUCUUCUUAAGGCCUAUAAAGAAAGCUGUUGGAGUGGUGCUACAGUUAUAUGAUUAUUACUGAAAAAGCUGCACACAGACAUCCGACAGCUCUACAUUUGCACAUUUCAUCAUUUUUUUAGUGCAUAAAUAGUUUCUUUGCCAUGAAAUUUGUAACUGAUAGAUUUUGUUAUACUUUGCUGUGUAGAGCUCGAGGUUGGUGGCUUUCAGCCAAAAAUGCUACGAGACCAGUCGUGAAUACCGGAGAAAGUGGUGGCAGGCCAUGGGAGAGCAUUACACUCGAAGGACAGUUGGUGCAACUAAAUGUGCACAUAAUAUGUUGUCCUGCUUUACUAAUGUGCUCAAAUCAUCAUUCAAACAGCGCCAUGACACUCAUCUAUGAACAGCACAGGGCUAUUUGUGAGAAAAACCUUUGUGAAAUCUGGAUACGUGUUCUUGCACACAGGAUUUGAGAAGUAUUGCUUUAGCCUACAAAAGGGCAGCUAUAGUUAAGCGAAGCAUUUCUGUGGAAGCAGAGACCUUUCAAUUCAGAGCAAAAAUCUCUUUUGUGUUUGUUAAAUCUCAGUAUUGUGCAUCAGGAAAAUACUCUUCACUUGAUUGUUGUGACACUCCUGUCAUGACAGGUUAGAGUUGUAAUAUCAGAAAGCUGGAUUGUUGUUCACUCUGGGUGCUCUUUAGUCGACAAUAACUUUAACUUCAAGAACAUGUGUAGAUUAAUGCAGUGCUGGAUGUCACCAGUUUCAGGGAAGGGGUAUGGAGGACAUUUCAACUGGUUGAGUGUCGCACGUGGUACUAGUUGCUUUCCUUGCAUACUGCUCAAGAUGUUCCCAAGGAAGAUUUUCUUAUUGUAGCCAGUGUAAAACACUGCGAACUCUUUGGCAUUUAUGCAUCCAAGUACAAAAUUUAUUGAGGCAUUGUUGAUUUCGAUAACUGAGAGAAUAGUGGUUGAGCUUACACUUCUGAAACGUGGAGCUUACUAUGCAUAUUUGACGAGAUUAUGCACGGACCACAAAUGAAGGGAGGAGCAUUACAGCAUGUGUUUGUUGUAUGACAAGGAUUGUUUUGCUUUGUGUUGGUGGUGCAAUCAUUGUACGGGUGCAAGGCUGGCAUGGUUGAGGUCUUGAGCUCUGUCAAUUUUUCUAUGACAUGAAAUGAUGACCCAAUGCUGGAACAUGUUUUUCUACCGUACACCUCCAUAGGAACCUGGAAUAUUUAGCUCCAAGCUUUCCUGAUUAAACCUUUGUGGUUUUGCGUGUUGCAGUCUGCUCUGGGUGGCGCUUCUAGCUGUAGUGUUAAGAAACUGGCAGCCGUUCCUUCUGUGCAAGCUUGAGUAAUGCAGGUUGCUUUCAGACUUGUGAUAAUGGUUUCCCACCUGUUUUAAGCAUUUCCGUGCAUUUGUGAUAUAUUUUUUCAAUCCAUUAUUUUACAUUGAUUUUCUUUUACAUGUGCUUCCUUUUUUUUUGCUGUUUGUGGCAGUGACGUGGCUGAAAGAAUGAAAGAGCAAAAAAAAAUUGGCACUGUUAAUCAGGUACUUUAUCUUGUUGUGGAACAAAUCUGAGCAUCAGAAUGCGCCCAGCACACAAUUGUGCUCAGUGGAUUGUUGUAUAGUGCUUCAAAUUUUUUCUUGUAUCUUGUUGUGGAAUAAAGCUGAAUAUCAGAAUGUGUCC